This is a messenger RNA of Rhodamnia argentea, 3636 nucleotides long. RefSeq names its product receptor-like protein kinase 5. Bases 105 to 3185 code for a protein of 1026 amino acids. The transcript is spliced from 2 exons. Gene Ontology annotation, molecular function: ATP binding; protein kinase activity; protein binding. Gene Ontology annotation, cellular component: plasma membrane. Gene Ontology annotation, biological process: protein phosphorylation. NCBI's taxonomy places the organism in Eukaryota, Viridiplantae, Streptophyta, Magnoliopsida, Myrtales, Myrtaceae. The record is from RefSeq and is a predicted model, not a curated record.
UAAACAAAACCGAGCUGACAUGUUUUGAUUCAUGCUCUGAGCUGAUUAGAUCUCAAGCUCCGUCGCCGGAGAGAGAGUAAUAGGCUCUGAAACGACCUUCAGUUAUGCCGACACUAGCCUCAUUGCCUCCUCGGGUCCGCGUCUUCUUCCCCUCCUUCUUCAUCCCCUGCCUCGUCUUCCUCUGCUUUCUCCCCCACGUUGCAGAGUCUCAGAUCCAGGAACAAGAGCAGCAGGUCCUGCUGAGGCUGAAGCAAUCCUGGCACGACCCAUCUUCCCUCGCCCACUGGGUCGCCUCCAAUUCGUCCUCCCACUGCGCGUGGCCCGAGAUCGCAUGCCAGGGAGGCUCGGUCACCGAGCUCAAUCUUGCCUACCUGAACAUAAAUUACUCGAUCCCCGCGUUCAUCUGCGACCUCAAGAAUCUCACCAAGCUCGACGUCUCCAACAACAAUAUCCUUGGAGAGUUCCCCACAGCUCUCUACAGCUGUUCCAAUCUCGUAUACCUCGACCUGUCCCAGAAUUACUUCCAAGGUCCUAUUCCAUCCAACAUCGACCUAAUGGCCGGUCUUCAGGUCCUGAUUCUCGCUGCCAAUAGCUUCUCGUCCGACAUCCCAGCGUCGGUCGCGAGGCUGCGGAGGCUGAGGAUCCUUCACCUUUACCAGUCCGAGUAUAACGGCACUUACCCUGAAGAGAUUUUUAGCCUCGCCGGUCUUGAAGAACUGAGGCUUGAGUCCAAUGACCAGUUCAAGCCGUCGCAGCUGCCGCGGAACUUCACUGCCUUGAAGAAGCUGCGGUACUUCUCGAUGGCGCAGACAAACCUGUACGGCGGAAUCCCUGAGACAGUCGGCAAUAUGGAGGCUCUCGAGUUCUUGAAUUUGGGGGAGAAUCUGUUGACCGGAGAAAUCCCGGGUAGCAUUUUUGCUCUGACGAACUUAAUCGAGUUGUACGUGUACACGACCAAUGUGUCCGGGUGGAUCCCUCAGUCAAUGAGCGCGGCGAACCUAAGCGUGAUCGAUCUGUCAGAUAAUAAUUUGACGGGGAACAUACCAGAAGCUUUCGGGAAGCUCAAGAAUCUAUCCAGCUUGAAUUUAGAGUUCAAUCAAUUGUCCGGGGGAAUCCCUGAAGGAAUCGGAAGUCUUCCCGCUUUGAGCGACAUCAGGCUGUCCAACAACUAUUUGUCGGGCACCAUCCCCGCCGACUUCGGCAAGUUUUCCGCACUCAGAAGAUUUGAAGUAGCCUUCAACAACUUGACUGGCGCGUUGCCAGAACAACUGUGUCACGGCGGCACGCUGUUUGGGUUGGCCGCUAUGGACAACAAUCUCGGCGGGGAGUUGCCAGGGUCUCUUGGAAAUUGCCGUACUUUGUCUAGCGCGAGAUUGAACAACAAUGGAUUCACCGGCAAUGUGCCUGGAGGACUCUGGACGUCACCAAACUUGUCAACUUUGAUCUUGAGUGGUAAUGGAUUAACUGGCAAUCUUCCCGAGGAGCUGUCCCCGAACCUCACUCGGAUCGAAAUGAGCAACAACAAAUUCUCUGGCAAGAUACCUAGCAUAUUGUCAUCCUGGAGGAACUUGGUGGUGUUUGAUGCCAGUAAUAACCUCCUCAGUGGCACUGUUCCGACUGAAUUAACCGAGCUUCCUUCUCUGACGAUGCUUUUGCUAGGUCAGAACGAGCUCUCCGGGAAUCUUCCCACAGCUAUUGUUUCGUGGAACAAAUUGAACACUCUGAAUCUUAGUCACAAUCAAUUGGCGGGACCAAUUCCUAGCAAAAUUGGUCUUCUACUGGUACUCACGCAGUUGGACCUGUCUGAAAACCAACUGUCUGGCUUGAUUCCUCCUGAAAUCGGCCAGCUGAAGCUAACCCUUCUGAAUUUAUCCUCCAAUCGCCUCAGCGGACGAAUCCCAGACGGGUUAGAGAACUACGCGUACGACUCCAGUUUCCUGAACAACCCAGGCCUCUGUGCAUCCAAUUCGUUCAUGAGGCUCAAUGUCUGCAAAUCCCAAUCCGGUAGAUCGAGCAAAAACUCGCCAGCAAAUCUCGCCUUGAUUGUGGUCUUGGCCAUCGCUGCGGCAAUAUUCGUUUUGUUGGUAGUGGUAUUCACAAUCAGAGCUUUCAGAAAGAAGGGAGAUGGGUUUGAUUCAUCUCCGAAGUUGACCCCAUUCCAAAGUUUGAAUUUUACAGAAUCAAAUGUUCUGUCGGGAUUGAAGGAGCACAAUGUGAUCGGAAGUGGUGGAUCAGGAAAAGUAUACAGAAUUAUCGUGAAUCGUUCUGGUGAUGUAGUCGCGGUGAAAAGGAUUUCAAAUAGUCGAAAAUUGGACGAGAAGCUAGAGAAGCAAUUCUUAGCAGAAGUGGAGAUACUUGGGAACAUAAGGCAUCUGAACAUCAUCAAAUUGCUGUGCUGUAUUACUUGUGAGGACUCGAAACUCGUAGUGUACGAGUACAUGGAAAAUCGCAGCUUGGACCAUUGGCUUCACAAGACGAAAAGAUCGUCACCCGUCUCGGGUGUAGCCAACAAUAUGUUCUUGGAUUGGCCCACAAGGUUACAGAUUGCGCUAGGAGCCGCUAAAGGACUUUGCUAUAUGCACAAUGAUUGUUCGCCGCCAAUCAUCCACCGAGACGUGAAAUCAAGCAACAUUCUCUUGGACUCUGAGUUCAAUGCAAAAAUUGCUGACUUUGGCCUUGCAAGGAUGUGUGCCAAGCACGGAGAAGCCGUUACGAUGACAGCUGUUGCCGGUUCUUUCGGCUACCUUGCACCAGAGUAUGCUCAUACAAGAAGAGUUAAUGAGAAGAUCGACGUUUAUAGCUUUGGAGUCGUUCUCUUGGAACUGACAACCGGGAGGGAGGCUAACGAUAGGACCCAAGACAUGUGCCUUGCGGAUUGGGCAUGGCGUCACGUCCAAGAUGGCAAGCCGAUAACUGAUGCGAUAGACAAGGAGAUCGACAAGGACUUGUACCUUGAUGAAAUAAGCAAUGUCUUUAAGCUCGGGAUCUUCUGCACCGCGACUCUGCCUUCCACGAGGCCUACGAUGAAGGAGGGACUGCAAGUGCUGCUCAAAUGUAGCGAUCCGCUUUAUGAUGUUGAGAAAAAAUCCCGCCACAAGUUCGAUGUCACCCCCCUCCUCGGAAAUUCCAAGGACGAGGAAAUGCUGCGCAGCGAUUACUGUGUUCUUGAGUGCAAUACUUACUGAUUCUUAGCAGUUAAGACAGUUGCAGAAGCUUUGGGAAGAGAUUAGGACUCCCAACUUCAAUAAAACUUCAUCCACCUAUCCUUCAGACAGACAAGCAUCAUUUGUUUGUCGAACUUUGUAUUAGUGGCCCAUACGUAAGACUAGUUUACGAAUGUAUACUACUAUAGAAUAGAUAGGAUAUGUAGAGAACAAAGUUGUGCACUUGGUGGAGAAGGUGUUGAACAAACCUGUAUCGAUUGAAGCAAUAAAAGAUCAAAGAUGAAGAGCCCGCACUCCCGCUACUUAAGACUCGCGUCAGCAAAUGAAAGCUGUCACCGUGGAGUGUCUGUGAAUAUCACCAUGGAAUGUCUGAUAUCUUGCCGCAUUCGCGUCUCAGUGAAAUUGGCAAAUCCAUUGAUUGCUUGUGAGUAAGUAAAUUUUAACUCAAGGCAGUUUCUGGGAAUUGCUAUUA